AUGGGGGCUGAUGUCCUCAUAGGCGAAAUUGACCGUUCUCACAGAACCGGAAAGCCAGGAGGGCCUCAACCGCGCCCUAUUCUAGUAAAGUUUGUGAGCUACCGAGCCAGGCAAAAGCUAUAUUCCCUACGGCGGAACCUCAAGACGAACAAGGAACAUGCUCGUGUUUUCAUAAAUGAGGACCUCACCCAGCGGCGUGCUCAGUUAUUAUUUGUCGCGCGUGGGCUUGCAAAAGCCAAACGAAUUGAAAGCGCCUGGUCUGCCGAUGGAAUUGUUCUGAUACGGGUGUUGGAAAACGGCGAGUCAAAGCUCAAACGUAUCGCCUCGGAAUUCGAGUUAGAAAAGGAAGGACACUCAAUUCAAAAUGAAUAUAAACAAAAUCGAUCAUUAAUAAGCGAGUCUGGUAAACGUGCUAAAGCUCAGAUUGAUUCUGGUCACGGUCUUACUUACCCUAGGGAACGCCGCUCUUUAACACAGAGGGAACAAGUAAAGCGCCCUUUGAUAUAUAAGGAGGAAUAUUCAGAUCCCUUUCCAACCUAUCGUAAAGAACAGAUACUACAUAUUCCUCAUCCGAUUGAACGGAAUUAUAAACCUUUUGAUCAUCGGGAACAUCUAAAUAUCGCUCACUUCCCAAAUGCACAGGAACCUCCGUACUUCCAGAAUGUGCAUGCGCAGCCUACUUACUUCCCACGCGUACAAGAAAAGCCCACUUACGUCGCCAAAGGACAUGCACCGGAUCCUGCCUUCAAGAGGGAGCAUGUUCCGGAUCCUUACCAUCAGAGGAAAAAUGUACAACACCUUUCCUUUCAAAGAAAGCGUCUUUUCAAUGAGAGGAAAAAUGUUCAACGUUUAUCUUACCCAAGAGAACACGAAAAAAGUCCGUCCCAUCUGAUAGAAAAAGAAAAACCUCCAGCAACGCAGAGUACACAGGUUCUCAUUCAGUCAGUGAGAAAGGGACAGGUAAAACACCCUCCUAACCUGAAGGAAUUCGUUAAAAGUAUGCCCCAUCCGAUAAAAAAGGAAAAACGCCCAGCACCUCAGAGGGAACAGGUCCUCCUUAGACCUUCAGUGAAAAAGGAACAGGUACAUAUACAUUUAGUUGUUUGAACAGAGCAUUUUACUUCCGAACCACGCAGAAAUGCAACGUAAAUAUAAUACAUUUAUUAUGUAAGCCUUUAAGUACCAAUGAAAAUUAAAACAAAAGACGUGUUAACGCGAAAAAAGCGUUAAUACGCAAAUUAACGCAAACAAAUUCACUGUUAUGUUAAUAAACGCGUAAUCAAG
Messenger RNA from Dreissena polymorpha, 1284 nucleotides. RefSeq names its product adhesive plaque matrix protein-like. NCBI's taxonomy places the organism in Eukaryota, Metazoa, Mollusca, Bivalvia, Myida, Dreissenidae. Bases 1 to 1107 code for a protein of 368 amino acids. The transcript has 3 exons. The record is from RefSeq and is a predicted model, not a curated record.